Messenger RNA from Pelobates fuscus (common spadefoot toad), 4459 nucleotides. RefSeq lists its product as uncharacterized. The transcript has 3 exons. Gene Ontology annotation, cellular component: nucleus. The record is from RefSeq and is a predicted model, not a curated record. Gene Ontology annotation, biological process: negative regulation of circadian rhythm; negative regulation of DNA-templated transcription. NCBI's taxonomy places the organism in Eukaryota, Metazoa, Chordata, Amphibia, Anura, Pelobatidae. Bases 3399 to 4286 code for a protein of 295 amino acids.
AUUUUAUAAAUAUGUAAAUCCUAUAUUUUAUAUAUAAUUUGCAAAUGAGAAUAAUUGAUUUUAAAGCAGACACCAGAUGGUACCAAAUUAGACGUUCUUAAUUGGUUGAAACUAAAUUUCAACUGGAUUUGCGUUCAGUUAAUAUGAGAAUUCCACAUUUCGGUUGUAAUUCAGUAAUUUUAACCAAAUAUUGGUGAUCCAGACUGUGUUUGGACUUUAGCAAAUGAUCCCAUUAUUGAAUAAUCCUGUAUUGGGUUGAGGAGGAGAAAACUCUUUUUUUUAGACUUCAGGAAAAACUGAAAUACCAUAACCGAAUCUAAAAGAGACCCAAAACUUUAAAUAAAAUGUGCGGAAAUGUGUGAUAUUUCCCAACUCCAUUCUUCCUCACUUCCUUGUAACAUACGCAAUCCAUGGAUCCACUUACAUAAUGUGUUGUCAUUUAUUUACAUAUGGGAGUCAUCAGAUUAUGUAACAGUGUGUGGGACUUUCGAUCACCAUCUUGCUCAGAAUCUGUACAGUUGCCAGUUUACAAAGUGUGUGAACAUUAUUUACACUUUUUAAAACUCAUUUAUUUGAUGGACUGGUCCCCUUUAAAGACAAAAAUAGAAUGUUUUGGUUUUUUAUGUCUUAACUUGGAACCAUAGUUUGCAAUGUUGGACUACCUGAAGUUACCUGUCUGAGACAUUGUAUUUGUGAAUAACGAUGGUGGUUAUUUGUAUAUUUAGAAAUCUAUACAAAUGAUAGCCAUUGGGCAUAAUAUAUUUAUAUUAUAAUAGUUCCCCCAUAUUUUAUUCUUCAUACAAAUGUAUAAAGUUAUUUGCAGAUUAGGAUAGGGAUAGCUGUGCUGAUCAUUGUUCGAAAUUUUUCUCGUUAGUGAUGCUAAGUCCAUAUUGCCGUAAUGGCAUAGUAUUAUAAAACUGGCAUUUAAUACUUUUUAAAACUAAUUAUGAAUCUCAUUAUUAUUUCUGAACACCCAAGCCCACCGAGCAAAUAAUUACAUAUUUAUUGCCCUUUUAAUAAUUACAUAAUUAUUGCCCUUUUAAUAAUCAUUUAAUUACAUAAUUAUUGCCCUUUUAAUAAUCAUUGCAUACAAAUAAAAUGAGAGCGAAGUUUGUCUUUCAUACAGGGGCACUGUAAGCACCAUAACCUCUACAUCUCAUUGCACCCCUCCCCCCGGUUUUAAAUUAAAACCUUUUUGAUACAUGUGACAAAAACGUUACUCUCCUGUAACUUAAAUCUCGGGCCCUUGGCUGGGGUUUAGAUAAUGUGAAAGAUAAGAAACUUGAAGGACAAUGAUAGGCUUCCCGCGCGGUGGGAUGGGUUAGUCCAACAUUCUCGACCUAUCAAUGAGACCUUAAGUUGGAGGAAUAAUCUGGGAAUUUACAUCUGCUUUAGCCAAACUACAGAAGAGGGGACAGGGUUUAAAUAUGAGGAGGAACCUCUGUUUUUUUGUUAAACUGCUUGAAAAUGGUUUAACACAUAAGGGAGGCAAUGGACACGAAGAAAUCUGUGUUAUAACCAGUGCAGUGAGACGAACAGACACUUCCUCCUUAAGAUCUUAGCGCUCAGUGCCAUCAAACUUUGCGACGCACUGGAUAGGAGGUUGUCACAAAGCACCAUUGUUUGUCAAUGCUUUCCUGUGAAAAGCACCUGACCGGACCAGAGAACAACAGGCCUGAUGAUCUCACUGUUUGGGGAUCGGGCUGCAGAUGAGACUGUCCUGGGGCUGGAUAACAUACGUUUAAUGGAGUUUUUUUAAACUCAAGGCCAGUCACCUACACUAAUUCUUAUAAUAUAUAAACUUAUUUUUAACGUUACGAGUGUUCCUUUAAACUGGAGCAUCAUAUUGGAAGAUGGAUGAACACAGUUUUUGCUUAAUUAGCAUAAAGGAAUGCACAAGUUCUUACUUAUUUUAUCACAAUGAAGGCCUCAUUGGCUAAAACGUAUUCUGUGCAUUCGUAUACCCUAAUAAAGUAAACCUUGUAUAACGUGUGAGGUCUGAUGCAGGCCUCCUCCUAUCCAAUCUAUGAAUAGGACGCGAUAUAGCUCAUCUCUGUAUUUCUAUACACAUAACCUGGUGAUCUUUUGCUUUCAUUAGCUUUUCCCGGGAGAUAAUAUGAAAUUGGGUAUUCAUGAUAUGUUCAAGAAUGAUAGUUCAACUAAUCUGAAUUGACUACUUUCCUCCACAAAAAAAGUGUUUUUAAAAAGUUCCUAAAUUUUUGAACCACUUUCUUACAUAAUUAAACAAGCCAGGGUACCACUGGCAGAAUUACCAGGGUCACGGUCUCUAUUACGACGGGGCCCUGGAGUUUUACCUGUCAAGGGGGGGCCCAGGCCAGUCAGUGGCCCCUCCUUGCAAAAGCACUAUUUAAUACAUUGGCAUUCUGGCACUAUAUUAAAUAACUGUUAAGGUUCACGAUGGAGCGCUGGGUAAGUGCACCCUUGCAGUCCUGGUGCUCAGAGGAUGAGUCCGAGUGCUGCCACUGGGGUACUGUGACAAUGCUUUGACUCAAUCAAUGAGCGUCGGACAGGAAGAGCAUUUGACCACAUUCUCCCCAAGGAUGAGUACAGCAGCACCCCGAGACACCAAGGAUCAUAGCCCCACCGGAGCACCAGGGAUUAUAACCCCCUCCCUGCAUAAAAGGUAAGCAGGAGGGGGGAAUGAGGUAAACAACUUUUUUUAUGUUAAUAUUACACACACUUCACACACAGUCACACUCAGAAAAACCAACAGGCAUUCACACUCAGACAAGCCCACAGCCAAUCAGACUCAACUAACCCCACACACAUUCACACUCAACCAACCCCACACACAUUCACACCUAGACAAGUACACAUGCAAUCACACUCUGCUAACCCCACACACAUUCACACUCAAACAAAUAUACAUGCAUUCACACCUAGACAAACACACUCAGACACCCCUAACACACAAUCAGACUCCGCUAACCCCACACACAUUCACACUCCACUCCACAUGCAUUCACGCAAGCCUAAACAUAAUCAAACUCAGAUGCCCCUGACACACAAUCACACUCAUUUAUUGCCACCCUCACUCAGACAACCCCAUGCACAAUGACACUCUGACAGUAUUCCCACACAGUCCACUCCCACAUACACACCAUCAAUCUCAACCAAACCACAAACAUCCAACAGAGGUGUAUUGCUUAGGUGGGAGUGAAUGGUGUUGAUGUUUUUCCUUUGCACCCAGUAGUUCCUAGUUACGUCCCUGUAUGGUACAAGGGGUUAUAUCUUACAUCAGAGGUGUUCUGAAGUCCUAACAGUAUUAUUAUUAUUUUACCCAUAAGCCUGCUGGAUUUCACAUCAAUAAAAUAAAAGUUCAUUAAGAAAUUAUGUUCCAAGAAUGUCGCAACCUAUUUUCCAUUCUCUAACUCCUUAUGUUCUUCUCUUACUUUAAGCAGUUUCUUUUGAAUCCCCUGGUUGCAGUCAUGAAAUCCUCAUACUCUGAGACAGGUUCCCCCAAACAGGAGACAGAGAGCCACUCAGACAGCCAAGCUGACAAACAGCCCAAGGAAGACAAGGUGAAAAAGGAGAAAGGAGACAGCGAGAAGGACUCUGGGUACUCAGACAGCAGUUCAGAGAGUUUCAGUUCUGAAGAGACAGCAGGAUCAGCAGCAGUUGCGGUGUCCAAAAGCUCACAAGAAUCAGCACAUUCUCAGGCAACAUAUACUCCUAUCUACAUACUGCAAAAUGUUGUACUAAAACAGCCACGACUCCUUCUGCUUCAAAAGCCAGUACGACGCCACCGCAAGCGCCCAUUUCCAUCAUCCUAUCUGCCAAUCUUACGCUCAUACCCUCGGAUUGCCCCGCGCCUGAACACUCCUCCAGCUUUAACCCCCCAAUCACCUCCAAUUGUCCAGUAUCCCACCUCACCCAAAAGCAAUAACGCCCCUCCUCAAAUCUUGGAUAUCUCCCUCCGUUCUCUUGCUCUCCUGCGGCGAACACGGGAAACCCAACGAAGCAUACGUGAACUCAGGGUUCACACCAAACUUUACAAUCGAGCCUUACAAGGGGAAGAAGGUGGGUGGGACAGGCUACGGAGAGCAAUGGAGAGGAGUGGGGUUUAUCGCGGCGGAACGUCAUCGAGUGGAACAUCAUCAAGUGAAGAUGUGUCAUCUUCUGGAGAGGAGAAGAUGUUAGAGCAAAUAAAGAGUCCAUCAGAAAAGGAUGCGUUGCAACUGGAGAAAGCAGUUGAUACUUCAUUGAUAAACAAGUCUUCAGAAGAAGCAACAAUAAAUGGAGGAAGUGAAAUGGAUGUUGUAUGACCAAAAGUGUCACACGCAAGACUAUUACCAAACUGGAUAUUUAUGUAUAUAAAUAUUUUUUUAAUAUAUUUUAUUGUCAAAGUGCCCAGAAACAUUAUAUGGGGCUGAGCCUCAGAUGACAACAAAAGUGUACAUACUAACUUUUAUAGUUUAUAAAUCGGAUUUUACUAUCA